Chelonoidis abingdonii (Abingdon island giant tortoise) is the source of this 900-nucleotide messenger RNA. Lineage: Eukaryota; Metazoa; Chordata; Testudines; Testudinidae. The record is from RefSeq and is a predicted model, not a curated record.
AUGGCUGAGAAACAGCAGGGAAUCGUUGCCUUAUGUAGCUUCAACGGGAGCCCAGGACCGACAAUAUGGAAAAAGCUGCAAGAGCAGAGUUUGCUGCCGAAACCUCUGCAAAUGGUACAGUCAUUCAGCGGUUACCAGUACUUUACCUUGUUAGGCUAUAAUUAUUCUGACCAAGACAUAUUGGGUCAAGCCUUUGAAGAUGCCUUAGAGGUGUUACAGCAACAUUCUGAUGGUGAGAUUCAGUAUUCACCAGUAGAUUAUAAAAAUUGCCAGACCCUAAUCAACCACCAUCCUCACCUCAGAGCAAGUCCAAACUACUCUGCAGCACCACCUACAGAGGAACCACUAUACAACUGGAGAAAUGUAAUAAAUAGCGCAACAGAUUUAUAUUCUGAAGGAACUCUUUACCACACUCUGUCGAAUAUUCCAGAAAACCAAGUGAUGCAUACUACUGCUAGCCAGCAAAAAGGAGGGAAAGGAAGAAAAAAGCUUCGCUUGUUUGAAUAUCUUCAUGAGUCUCUGUGUGACCCAGCUAUGGCAAACUGCAUCCAGUGGGUGGAUAAACCCCAUGGUGUCUUCCAGUUUGUUUCCAAAAACAAAGAGAAACUUGCAGAGCUGUGGGGGGAAAGAAAGGGAAACCGCAAGGUCAUGACAUAUCAGAAAAUGGCCAGAGCACUGAGGAACUAUGGAAGAACAGGGGAAAUCAUUAAAAUCCGAAGGAAGCUGACAUAUCAGUUCAGUGCAGCUGUUUUACAAAGACUCUCCCCUUCUUACUUCCUGGGGAAAGAAACAGUUUAUUGUCAGUAUCUUCAGUACAAUCAAGAAUACCAGUGUUCAGAUGACUGGAUCACUUAUAACAAUUACGUGUAUAACAGUGAGCUGCAGCAUGCUAACGGCUAG